This is a messenger RNA of Saccoglossus kowalevskii, 1470 nucleotides long. RefSeq names its product protein DOP1A-like. NCBI's taxonomy places the organism in Eukaryota, Metazoa, Hemichordata, Enteropneusta, Harrimaniidae. The record is from RefSeq and is a predicted model, not a curated record. Gene Ontology annotation, cellular component: endosome; trans-Golgi network. Gene Ontology annotation, biological process: Golgi to endosome transport.
AUGGGCAUUUAUUGGUGAUAAUAGUGGUCUAGAUAUGUUGAAGAAACAGUUUGUGCCUCAUAUUGCCAGACUCUGUCAUUUACUGAAUAAAAGACUUGACAAUGCUGAAGAACAUAACAUGUUGCGAUGUAUUGCAGAUAGACCUCUACUCACCAUGUAUAGUAUUAAGUCCAUCUGUCAACUGCAGUCAUUUUUCAACACUCUUGUACAUAUCCACCAGACAGGAGGCAGCACUGAAUCAUUAAGUCUGUCACAGAGUAGCAGUCAUGCACAUGAAUUCAGAUCCAGCCAAUCACUGGAGGGCUCUCAUCGUAUCAGUCGACAGGAUAGUAUGACGUCAGUAGUUGGUAAAACUGACGAUGCUGAUCACAAGCAUUCUGAUCCCAUGUUGUUUAUUGAGCGAAUGAUUGAAAGAGAUUUUUUAGAUCCACUAGUGCAAUAAAAUAGUCAUAUUUACAAUGUAUAAAAAUUAUAUUUAUUUUUUUGUGUUAACAUAAUUUGAGUUAGUGAUACCCGGUAUGUUGUAUAUAUAAUUGGUGAGAGAUGCACUGCCAUGGAAACCAUGGCUUAGGUAAACCUGGUGCACUGCCAUGGCAACUAUGGCUUAGGUAAACCUGGUGCACUGCCAUGGAAACCAUGGCUCAGUUAGCCUGAUAAAGUGAUCUGGGCAAAUUUCAAUCCACGUUAUUAUACCAAUUUAACCAAGUAAAUUAAUUAUAUUUAAUAAGCCAUCUUGGUGUGGUGAAGAAAAUGAUAGUAAAAAUAACAUUAUUAACACUGUAGUUUAAAUAAUUGUCUAUAUUGUGUACAGAAUAGAGUAAAGCAAUAAUAUCCAACUUGGUGAUCAUGUUUAGUUUUUAUGUCAUCCACAUGUGACAGAUGUUCAUUUCUUGUCACUCUGAGCUGGGCACCUACAUAUUUAGUAUUUGUGUAUCAUACAUGUCAGGCACAGUUACUUGUGUUAUUUGGGUUAUCUGGUCAUGUGAUCAAAUUUAUUAUCACAUGGCGGUAUCUUGUGAAGUUGUGUGUCCACCGGACAUCAAUGUAAAGAUAAAUGUAGAGAUAGGGUUGCCUGCCUUGUGUAUAUUGAGAUGCUGUGUCUAAGUCUCUAAUGAGUUAAUUAAAGUUUCAUUUCUGCAGCCUAAGAGUCAGAGCAUUAUCAUAUUAUCCCAUACAUCUCAACCAAUCAGUGGACAGUAUGAAUGUACGACAAUGUCAAUUUAAAACAAUUUGUCCUUGCAUCCAAUGUAUACUUUUAUUAGUUAAUAGAGACUUUAUUUCUAUGUAUGUAUUUAUUUGUAUGUUAAAUUAUUGUAAAUCAUACAUUUAUUACAUGGCUACUUUCCCUGUGAAAUUGUGAAUCUAUCUUUAAUAGUUUCUUUGUGAUCUAGUGAUUUUGAAUUAGUAAUUGUUUUAAUGAAUACAAAACAUGUCAAAAAUAUAAACCAAUCAGAGGAUUUCAUGUUUAUA